AUGAGCAGGCAGGGAGAGCCCUCAGACUGCACUGCAGGUCUGACCCCUGUGAAAGGAGAAGAAGAAGGAAAAAGAACUGUGCAGGAAUUUUCAGACUGCAGUGCAGCUCUAAGACUGUCUCAGCCAGGCCGAUGGGGAGCCCCAGAGAAAAGGUUGACCAUUAGAAGAGUCUCAUGUUGGCUCCGGGAGGAAGAUGGACAAGAUUCCCGCCCGAACUCCGCCCCUCCCCUCAGCCCGAGCCCCGCCCCGAGCCCCGGUCCGGCCCGGCCCCUCCCCCUUCCGUUACACCGCCUCCGGUCUCCAGGUAACAAGAGGCCUAACGACUUGGCCAGGAGGCGGCCGCUGCCAGCCUGCCCCUCUACUUUCUACUUUCAGACUCUCUGCCCUUGGACUCUCAGAGCCAUGGCCUUGCCCCUGCUGCCUGGCAACAGCUUCAACCGCAAUGUAGGAAAGGAGAAGUUCCACAAAUCUCAACAUUGGGGCUUUUGCAACAAUGUUAGGAUGCUGGUGAGUGACGAGAAACCUGGAAUAGGUGGAGAACCGCUUUUCGGGCAAAAGCUGAAGCCUAAAUAUAGUAUGUAUCCUAAAGGAACAGAAUCUGAUGUACCAUCAUGGGUAGCUUUUGACAAACAGGUAUUAUCCUUUGAUGCCUAUAUGGAAGAUGAAGUGCCUGAUAAAAGUCAAGAAGACUAUAGAAUAAGAUACUAUAAAAUCUACUUCUACCCUGAAGAUGACACAAUUCAAGUCAAUGAACCAGAGUUGAAAAAUAGUGGACUGCCUCAAGGGACUUUUAUCCGGCGUCAUCGGAUUUGUCUCCCACCUCCUGAUGACGAUCAGUUUUAUACUGUGUAUCAUUUCAAUAUCAACAUAGACAUUGUCUUUUAUGGCCGGACGUUCAAGAUUUAUGACUGUGAUGUAUUCACAAAAAACUUUUUGAGGAAAAUAGGAGUCAAAUUAAACCCACCGGGAAAGUGCCCAGAAGAUCCUUAUAUGAAAGCACGGAAAGAGAAGCUAGAGCACGUGGAGCCCUUACGUCCCUAUCAGUACACCGACACCCUGAAACAGUUCCUCGACCAUGAUAGGCAGAUUUUGCGUUUCUUCGGCCUGUGGGACGACACAGCCUCAAUGUUUGGGGACCGUAGGGAACUCGUCCUGCAUUACUUUUUGUCUGAUGAUACCAUGGAAGUCAAAGAAUUGAAUCCACCCAACUCAGGCCGGGAUAUUUCGUCAUUGUUCAUCCGGAGGAGAAAGCUACCCAAGUAUGGCCCACCUGGAAUCUAUCAACCAGGCCAGAUAACAGAUCAGACAGUUCUCAAUAUGUAUGGGGGCUGGUCAGUGAAACAAGUGAAUGGCUACUUGUUGGAUAAAUACCAGUUAGGAAAAUUAGACCAGGAGUUUUACAAAGAUAGUGACCUGGCGGUAGGAACCACCAUCAAUGUGUGGGGAAGAAAAGUGCUCCUUUGCAACUGUGAUGAAUUUACGAAGUGUUAUUAUAAGAAUAAAUAUGGAGUUGAGAACUUUACUCCCAUUUCAUGCAAGCCUCCACCUCCUCCAAAAAUAGAAAGGAAAUUUCCACCUUAUACUGGCUUUGGUUCUGAAGAGGAUUCUCUCCGCUCCUGCAUAAGUCUCGUGCCCACACCUCAUCGGAGGGACUUCAGGAAGUUCGUGGAAAAAGACAGCUAUGGCUACAUAAGCUAUGCACUUCGAUUUUUUGCAAAGCUAAUCACGCACAAAUGUGCUGACGUGGACAGGAUGUUCGUUAUUUCAUAUUUUCUCAGCGAUAACACAAUGUCAGUGUUUGAACUUACAGAGAGGAAUUCAGGAACUACUGGUGGGAAGUUCUUACGAAGAGCUCGUGUCAAGAGGCCUGGACAAGAAGUCUUUAAAAGUGAACUAUCAGAAUAUAUCCAACCCGAGGAGCUGUAUGUUGGAGCUAGAGUGAACGUGAAUGGCUACAUAUUCCAUUUGCUCAAUGCUGAUGAAUAUACCUUAAACUACAUGGAGAAAAAUUUAAGUAGGUUUCCAUUCAGCAACAUUGAACUUAUCCUAGAAAAGCUGAAGGAAGAAAAACCAAAAUCUAGAGAGGUCAAGCUGGCAUUUACAGCUGCUGACUCUAUGGGCACAAAGGUGCUGGAUUAUAAUGCAUUCAGAGAAAUAAUAAUGAGUAUAACUGUCGGGAAACUCACAGACCAUGAGGUUAUAACCAUUGCACGUUACUAUCGUGCACUCGAGGACAAGGAUCCACAUGUGAAUGUCUUAAUUACAAUGGCCCAUGAACAGCUCAAGAAAAAUGCUUUUGAGAAUUUUGACAGACUAAUCUCUACCUGCGAGUAUGAAGAUCGAGAAAAGAAAAAAGUAUUACCUAGCAAAGACAUCAGAAGGCUGUGCAAGUCCUCUAGGUUACCUGUGAAGGAAGAUCUUCUAGCAUCCUUACUGUCCCGGUUUGAAGACAGUGAAAAACAAGUAAAUUAUGAUUCAUUUUUCUUUGCCCUGAACUGGAGAAUUAAUCCAAUGACCGAAUGGGAAACAGUGUUGUACAAUACAGAGAAAAUUGAAGAUAUUUGGAUGGGGUCGCCAUCACCCAUUCCUGUGAGAUACAUUAGCUACAUGCGCCUUUUAAAGGACGUGUUUGACUUGGAGGAGGAUUAA
Trichechus manatus latirostris (Florida manatee) is the source of this 2649-nucleotide messenger RNA. RefSeq names its product EF-hand domain containing 2 (gene EFHC2). The record is from RefSeq and is a predicted model, not a curated record. The transcript has 16 exons. Gene Ontology annotation, cellular component: mitotic spindle; axoneme; microtubule. Bases 1 to 2649 code for a protein of 882 amino acids. NCBI's taxonomy places the organism in Eukaryota, Metazoa, Chordata, Mammalia, Sirenia, Trichechidae. Gene Ontology annotation, molecular function: alpha-tubulin binding. Gene Ontology annotation, biological process: mitotic spindle organization; cilium-dependent cell motility; mitotic cytokinesis.